Molecule: messenger RNA, 2227 nt
Organism: Eublepharis macularius
Lineage: Eukaryota; Metazoa; Chordata; Lepidosauria; Squamata; Eublepharidae
Gene: ST8SIA6
Product: ST8 alpha-N-acetyl-neuraminide alpha-2,8-sialyltransferase 6
Exons: 9
Coding region: 1-1197 (398 amino acids)
Biological process (GO): N-glycan processing; oligosaccharide metabolic process
Molecular function (GO): alpha-N-acetylneuraminate alpha-2,8-sialyltransferase activity
Source: RefSeq, a predicted model, not a curated record
AUGCGGGCGCUCGUCGCCCUGGCCGCGCUGCUGGGCAGCCUGCUCCUCUUCCUGUGCCUCGCGUGGCUUUCCGCCGACGGCGCCUGGAGGGCGAGGGACUGGGAGAAGGAGGUCAAGAGCACCACCGACGCCACCCCCCGACUGAUGAGAUCCCUCCGAUCUCCUUUAGCGUCUCUCCAACUCUCCACCAACAGAACAACUCCUAAUCAGACUGGAAUUCAGAAGCCAGAGCAAGCCUCCAAAUGCAAAGAGAUGUGGAGUAACAGUUGGGCUGCAACCGUCAAGAGAAAAAGGUAUGCAGAAGACUAUUAUUUGCAGGUUGUUGGAAAACUACAGAACUGCACAUGGAACAAGAGGCCACAAGAAUAUGCCAAGUUCAAGUCAGAGCUUUCCUCAUGCUGUGAUGCUGCUCACAACUUUAUCACUUCACAAAACAACACCCCACUGGGAAGCAACAUGAGUUAUGAGGUGGACAAUAAAAAAACCAUCCACAUCACACAGGAAAUAUUCAAGAUGCUGCCUGAAUCUCAGCCUCUAGAGUAUCCCUUCAAGAACUGUGCAGUGGUGGGAAAUGGAGGGAUUCUGAAGACUUCCAACUGUGGAGCAGAAAUUGAUCAAUCUGACUUUGUUUUCAGGUGCAACCUUCCUCCUACCGUGGGAAGCAUCAGACAAGAUGUUGGCAGUAAAACAAAUCUUGUGACUAUCAACCCAAGCAUUAUAGCUCAGAAAUAUAACAAACUGAAUGAAAAGAAGGCCGCCUUCCUGGAAAACGUUGCAAGCUACGGAGAUGCUUUCCUUUUGUUACCAGCUUUUUCCUUCAGGAGCAACACUGCUGCAUCUUUCAAAGUGCAUCACACUCUGAAGGAAUUCAGUGCAAAACAAAAAGCCAUCUUUUUCUAUCCCCGAUACCUCAGAAGCCUUGCCCAGUUCUGGAGGACUAAGGGAGUCAAAGCCUAUCGGCUGUCUUCAGGCUUUAUGAUCACCAGCGCUGCUGUGGAACUGUGUGAGAAUGUAAAGCUAUAUGGCUUCUGGCCUUUCUCCAAAAAUAUAGCAGGUACUCCAAUCAGCCACCACUACUACGACAACCAGCUCCCCAAGCCUGGUUUCCAUGCAAUGCCCAAAGAGUAUAACCAGAUACUCCAGCUUCAUGGAAGGGGUAUCCUCAAGCUGCAAUUUGGCAAAUGUCUACCUGACUAGACCAAGAGUGAUGAUUGCCAAGGAAAGCAUUGGUAUGCGCCUCACACAGUUCUAUGUUGGAUUUGAUCAAAUGUCUACUUGUGAGCAUAAAAUUGUGCUAUUAUAAUUCAAAAAAUAUUUUGCACUUAAGAAUGCCAGUCUUCUUCUUCUUCUUCUUCUUCUUUUUGUUAUAUAGUGGCCUGCGUGAUUUUAGAUUCCUGUAAUCUGACUUUUUACAUAAACAAGGUUUUCAAAAUCCAGUGUAUUUACUACAGUGAACAAAGCACAAUCUCAGGAUGAUAGCUGUUUGUGAAGUUUGUAAGGUUUUUGCUUGCUAAGUAGUCGUAUUUUUUUAAGUGAUAUUGUUUUGUUAAUGCCCUCUAGGAUGGCUGAAAGAUGUCUACAUUAGUAGCUUGGUUAUACUGUACGACUUCCUUUUUUGCUAAUAUGUGAAAUACAUACCUGAUUAUACAUUCAGCCAUGGAUUUUCUCCUUGGCAGUCUUACAUGGUAUAUAGAAUCAUAAAAAAUGCAAAGAACCUUAUGGGCAAUCUAGUCUAAUACCCUGAUCAUGCAGGAAAUCCAAAAUUAGAUCAUUCGGGAAUCCCAACGAACGAGUGCCUAGCCUCCAGUGAUGAAAAUCCCACUCUCCAUCAUUGAAUGGUUACCAUUGGGAAAUUUCUCCUAAUGUUUAACUGAGAUCUAGCCUCCUGUAGCUUAAACCCAUUAGAUAUAGUAAUGCCCUGUGGAGCAGCCUAGGAGUCUUUGUCUUCUCUUAUGUGAUUGGCAUUAAAGUAUACAAAGGUGCAGUCAUGUCUCCCCACACAGCCCAGUCCCCUAUUAUUAGGGCCAAAUAUCCAGUUCCUUCAACUUUUCCUCAAAGGACUCUUUCUUACAGAUCUCCAGCUGUCUUCAUUACCCUCUUCUAAAGCCAUUUAGGAACUAUUUUACCAUUUUAUGUACUAUUGUAUGAACUAGACUGUAUUCUAAAUAACUUCUCUGAUAUGAUGUCCAAAAUCUUUCUUUGAAAGUAAAGAUGUGGUCUGAAUUGA